Messenger RNA from Protopolystoma xenopodis, 2010 nucleotides. Lineage: Eukaryota; Metazoa; Platyhelminthes; Monogenea; Polystomatidea; Polystomatidae. The record is from the annotation of a GenBank genome assembly.
CUGCAAAUCUCUUUACAUUUUACAUUUGUCCCAUUUUUAAAAUUAGCUUCUGGGUUAAAUUGGCUUUACCAAACAUAUCAGCACAAUCUUCCCGUCCUCCUUCUAUCUUCUGGCACUGCAGCUGGUGACGCAGAAUUCCUCGUAUCGACUCAUUUCAGCCGCCUGUCUACUUCUGGUUCCGAUGUACUUUCAUCUGUUUCUCCCUGUCCUCUCGGUAAAGUCGAUCAGACUGACCGGCUAGGUUCUGCAGAUUCGCUUGUUAACCGACUUGUAGAUCCUGCUCCUCCGCAUUUGCCCAUUGCUACAGCUGAUUGGGGACCCCACUUGGUGGUUUGUCCCAGUCUAUGUCUGCCAUCCUGGCGCUCACGGCUCUCUGCUGUUUGGCCAGGCAUACGCAUAUUGUGCAUAGCCGUUGGAUAUGGCGCUAGUUUUCAUGAUCGCUGCUCAGAUACUUGCCCCUCUUUCGGCGACUGUGAGCACGAUGUUGGGCUGGAACCAUCAAUUGCCGAGUCCAAGUUAAAUCUCAUGGCUACAAUUACUGGCCACACCAGCAAUUUAGCCAGUUCCUUGCUUGGCGUCGACCUGUCUCGAUUGGACUCACGUACAUCUUUCAACGUUUGCCUGACAAGCUAUACUGUGCUUAACGCUAAUGUAGACUUUUUCUGCCAGAUUCCAUGGAACAUAAUCGUUUUUGACCAGAUUCACUAUCUGAUUCAUCAUUCGCUCACCUUCGAUUCUUUUAACUCUGCACUAUCUGGCUCCGGAUUUGGCGGCCGUACGCGUAUUUCCAAUGAUGACGAGGGCACCGAUGAAGCCGACGAGGCUGCAUCUCCACUGGUAUCUGCCGUUUCUGUGCCAUCGGUCUCUUGCCAAGAGGCGACGACUAUAAGCACUGGGACCAGUGGUUCUUCAAAUAGCUUUAGGAAUCGUGGUAGUGGCUCAAGACGCAAGACUGGGGCGGUAGUACAUGAUGCUAAUCAUGGCGUAGCUUGGCCAGGAUCUGGAGCUCAAGUGACUGGAAGCGGAUCAUCCGCUCACACCAGCAGCAGCAGCAGUAUAGCCAGUAGUAGUUGGAUGAGCGGAAAUUGUGCUACCGGAGACACCUGCAUUCCUCCAAAUGUUAGAAAUGUACGCUGCUCUAUCCUCGAACAGAUAACUACAGGCUCUGUAUCUGCCGAUUCAAUGUGGACACAUUUAGGUUCUGGGGAUCCACCUCUCUGUCGGCAAGCGACCAGCUUUACUUGUGAUCAUGGACCGGAAUCUGAAACGCAAACUGAAUCUGCUCAGCCGCCUAUUGCAUUAAUUCGUCCUCGGGGAAUUCAAGGAUUUUUGCCAAGAUCUAAUGCUGAAGAAACUAUCGACCAAUCUCACCUAACUCGACCUAGUUUUUCCUCAACAGCUUGUCAUACCAGCCUGAUUCGGCAUCUUGAGCUUCUAAGCCUUGAAGCAAAUCUUGUUGCAAACAAGGCUGUGGGAAACCGCCUAGCUCGCCAAUCGCCUGCAGUACCGAUGUUGCUUGCCAAACCCGAUUGGUUAGCUCGUCUUGCUGCGCGGCUGCCUUGUUCUCGCCAACGUAUCCUGAUCAGUGGUGCCGCUGCUGAUAUGCCUACCUCGGUUUCCCGACUCGACCUGCUUGCUCAUCUCCUGUUAACUCCAUAUGCGACUCCUAACAAAGAUCGCCUUCAAUCGCAAACAUUGAUGAGAGCUGAGGAGAGCCGUCAGCCGAAUUCGGACGUGGAGACUGUUGCUAGCACCUUUGUUGCUGCUCUGGCCGCAGCAAUGAUCCAGCUGAAUGCACUCACUGCAACUGGCCAGAUUCCAGUUCAAACAACCCAGUCCCAAGAGGUGAAGCGGGACCCGUGCGAAGCGUAUGCAACGUUACCUUCUGGAAUUGGAGCUGGGACUGGCUUAGUAAACUUCAACAACUCUUCAGAUAGAGAAGGAUCGAAUGAUAGACCUAGUGAAAUGAUCACUGCUCGCCAAUUAUCUCGAGAUUUAGCCAAGGUAUGA